Salvia splendens (bonfire salvia) is the source of this 1263-nucleotide messenger RNA. Its product is annotated as binding partner of ACD11 1. The record is from RefSeq and is a predicted model, not a curated record. The coding region runs from base 130 to 864 and encodes 244 amino acids. Gene Ontology annotation, molecular function: RNA binding. Lineage: Eukaryota; Viridiplantae; Streptophyta; Magnoliopsida; Lamiales; Lamiaceae. The transcript is spliced from 5 exons.
AAACACUCAAAGCUCUACUGUGCUCUGUCUUCGACUCUUUUUUGUCUUCACGAAUCAUCAUCUGCAAUCCACCCAACCUUCUCCUCUAAUUAGGUAAUCUGCAAAAAGGGACACUCAUUUGUCUCAGAAAUGAGCCCAACUGAUUAUACUGCAGAAGUUACAAGUUUGUCAUCUAAAGCGACUGAGAAGGAUGUCUUUGAUUUUUUUUCUUUCUGUGGUGCAAUUGACCAUGUUGAAAUUGUCAGAGCUGGUGAGCAUGCAUCCACGGCCUAUGUGACAUUCAAGAACCCCCAUGCUUUGGAAACUGCUGUCCUGCUCAGUGGAGCUACUAUUGUGGAUCAACCUGUUUGCAUAACCCGAUGGGGACAUUACGAAGAUGACUAUGAUAUGUGGAACCGUUCUACAUGGAAAAUUGAAGAAGAAAGCAGUUCAAGUGACUCUCGAGCCCCUCGAGCUGUUCCCUCUGCUGGGGAAGCCGUAUCUCUUGCUCAAAACGUGGUGAAAACAAUGGCAGCUAAAGGAUACGUGCUGGGAAAAGAUGCGUUUAGCAAGGCAAAAGCCUUGGACGAAUCCCAUCAGGUAUCAGCAACAGCAGUAGCCAAGGUUGCUGAGCUGAGUGAAAGAAUGGGGCUAACUGAUAAGAUAUUUGCUGGGGUUGAAGCAGCGAAAUCCGUGGACCAAACAUACCAUAUCACAGAUACUACAAGAACGGCCAUAUCUGCAACCGGAAGGACUGCAGCUUCUGCUGCAAAUGCUGUCAUUAACAGUAGUUACUUUGCCCGAGGAGCUCUAUGGGUAUCGGGCGCUCUGAGCAGAGCUUCUCAGGCCGCAGCCAACAUGGGUGCUCAUGGUGUCAACAAAUAGGAGCUGCCUGUUGUUCGUAUGUCUCCUUUGUUAUCUAUAUGUAUCAUCGAGUGUUAUGGAACUCCUGUGACAUCAUAAUAUUACAUCUAAGUUAAAAUGCAGAAAUAGGAACUUUUUGUUACAACUGAUAUACAUCUCCACACACAUGCACCUGAAAAUGCAGAAAAUACGGGAUUUCACUACUAAUUCUUCAAGGCGUUUAGUGGAAGGAAUUUAUUUGUAGUGAAGGUUCAAACUUUCCCCGUGUCCGGCUAUCUAUCGGUGAGUUCACGUCUCCCUUAGAUAAAAAGGCACCUCUAUAUGUAAAGUACUAGUAUAGUUACUACCUCUAUUUAAUAACAUAAAUGUAGUUGGAAAUAUUACUACUACUAUGGAGGAGUACAUUUUAUUGCAUCGUUA